This is a messenger RNA of Dibothriocephalus latus, 900 nucleotides long. The record is from the annotation of a GenBank genome assembly. NCBI's taxonomy places the organism in Eukaryota, Metazoa, Platyhelminthes, Cestoda, Diphyllobothriidea, Diphyllobothriidae.
AUGGCUAGCACUCCUCUGAUGCAGGAGGUGCACGAUAAAGAAGAAACCCACGCCAGGGGGGCCAGCCCCGUCCCUCGGAAGUUGUCCGAUGCUCGACCCAAUGGGGAAGAUGGGAGUCUGCUUACACAGGGUCCCAAAUGGGCACCACCGUCCCCAGUACAAUCCACAACUAGCAACAGGCGGAGGAAGAAAAGUAGUGUGGUGAGAGGGACACUGCCUGAAGAGCAGCCUCUAGCGGAGCCACCAACACAGUUUGAACCUUUUCCAACCGUUAGAGCGGACGAAAAAGGUGGCGCAGACGAGCAGGAGAAUGUGGAGGAGGAAGAGAAUGGAGAUGCAAGUGGCGACGGAUUCAUCGCGGAAUCCUUCGAGUCAAGUGCUGAGGUGGAUGAGGAAGAGGAGGAAGAGGAUGAUCUGUCGGAUAUUUUUAAACAGGCCGCUGAACGACCCUCCGACGACCAGCCCUGCGACGGAUGGGAAAAAGAGAAGGACGCAGGAAGGGAGCAGGAAGCGCCGGAGGAAGCGGAGGAAACAGAGGAGGAGGAGGAAGAACCGAGCAUCAGCUAUGAGAUUGAGCAGGCACGCAAAGCCGCUGCUGAGGCCAAUUUUGCCCAGUCCUUUCAAGAAAAUGAAUGGGAGAAGGAGGAGAGGGAGAAGGAAGAGAAAAAAAAAGUCACCAGCACGCCAUUGGUAGGAGGAGGGGGGGAGGCAGAAGAGGGUGGUGAAAAUGCUCGACAGGAGGACGAACCGCCACCAGCAGAGCAACGGCAGCAGAGGGCGGCAGCGGAGGCUAAUGAGCUCGGUGGCCCGAAAAUUGGAAAUGGACAUUCCCCCACGUUUGACCUCACUGAUCCGAAACUACCGAUCCCAAAUGCGCCCCACCGUCUUCACUUCUUCUAG